UGUCAUAGUUAUGUCAAACUGUUAAAUAAUCGAAUUCAAGUAGACUUUAAAUUCAAUGCAAAUGAAAAAUUAGUUAAGUGAUUUGUCAAAUAAUUUAAGUUAUACAAGAUGGUUAGAUUAACAACCGCCCUUUUCCGUGUACCGGUCAUAAAAUUCCGAAAGGGUGGAGGUUCUCAAGCUGGACGGCCUCCGUCUGCUCCUGCAGCUGCACCAGCGUCGGCGGCACCCACCGCAGCUCCCGCCCCCGUGCAAACGCAACAAACGGUUACUAUGAGUACCAUAUCUGAUGUGGACUUACCACCGCGCUACCGCAGGGCACCGCUGACCCAAGAAGAGAUUGACCACAUCAAUGGCGGAGGAAUUGUAUAGUCCCUCCAGUUACACUUCCUAGCUUUGAUAAUAAGAAGAAAAAGGUUCACCUACCAUGAAUGUCGGACCUGGUACUCUUGUAUUUAACAUGCCCAAAAAAGUAGUACUGCACUGUCAAAAGCCAACUAGAAAAUUAAUCAAACCUCCUCCAUGUGGAGG
Molecule: messenger RNA, 528 nt
Organism: Papilio machaon (common yellow swallowtail)
Lineage: Eukaryota; Metazoa; Arthropoda; Insecta; Lepidoptera; Papilionidae
Exons: 3
Coding region: 109-369 (86 amino acids)
Biological process (GO): 2-oxoglutarate metabolic process
Source: RefSeq, a predicted model, not a curated record